This is a messenger RNA of Prunus dulcis (almond), 1065 nucleotides long. RefSeq names its product PR5-like receptor kinase. The transcript has a single exon. Lineage: Eukaryota; Viridiplantae; Streptophyta; Magnoliopsida; Rosales; Rosaceae. The record is from RefSeq and is a predicted model, not a curated record. Gene Ontology annotation, molecular function: ATP binding; protein kinase activity. Gene Ontology annotation, biological process: protein phosphorylation. Bases 16 to 1044 code for a protein of 342 amino acids.
ACAAAUAAUGGAUGGAUGGCCCCAAAGCGGUAUAGUUACUCCGAUGUGAAGAAGAUGACUCAUUGGUUCAAAGAUCAAAUAGGUAAAGGAGGAUAUGGCACAGUAUACAGAGGAAAGCUACCUGAUGGCCUUCUGGUGGCAGUUAAAGUCCUAAGUGAGUCCAAGGGUAAUGGAGAAGACUUCAUUAAUGAAGUUGCUAGCAUUGGUAGAACUUCCCAUGUCAACAUAGUCACUCUUUGUGGAUUCUGUUAUGAGAGGGACAAAAGAGCUUUGAUUUAUGAAUUCAUGCCUAAUGGAUCUCUGGAUAAUUUCAUACGUAAGCAAGGAUCUGAAAUGGCAAAUUCUCGCUUAGAAUGGAAAAAACUAUCUGAAAUUGCAGUCGGCAUUGCCCGAGGACUAGAAUACUUACACCGCGGAUGUAACACAAGAAUUGUGCAUUUUGACAUAAAGCCACAGAACAUUCUUUUGGACAAAGAUUUUUGCCCAAAAGUAGCUGAUUUUGGCCUUGCCAAAUUGUGCAAAACGAAGGAGAGUAUCGUAUCGAUGCUGGGGACAAGGGGAACUGUAGGAUACAUCGCACCAGAAGUAUUUAGCUGGAACUUUGGGGGCGUAUCGCACAAAUGUGAUGUUUACAGCUACGGGAUGUUGGUUCUUGAAAUGGUUGGAGCAAGAAAGAAUUUGGAUUCGGCAGUGUUUCAUACCAGUGAAAUGUUUCCGCAUUACGUUUAUAAAGAUCUAGAGCUAGACAAGGAUGAGAAUGCUUUUGGGGCGACCACAGAAGAGGAAAAACAAAUAGCAAGAAAGAUGGUAUUAAUAAGUCUGUGGUGCAUUCAGAUCAAUCCUUCUGAUCGGCCAUCAAUGAGCAAAGUGGUAGAGAUGCUGGAAGGACCCCUUCAUUCCUUGCAAAUUGCACCAAAGCCUUUGUUGGUUUCUCCUACAAUAGCUGCAGAAGACUCUAUGACCACAUCUCAACCAUCUGAAACAGAAGACUCUAUGACCACAUCAAAGCCUUUGCGUGUAAGCUUAAGACAUAUCGGUAUAUAAGUGUUGAUUUUCAAUUUUAAG